AUGAUCGAUUGGAUCUGGCGUCCGAAAGGCGAUCGUCGAUCGCCGUGGGUAUUGAUUGACGGCAAAAUCCUCCAUGAUAAUGUCAAUCCCGGAAAGAAUGGCGCUCGAGAAUGUCUCUGCAAAACAAAUGGAGGACGCGGUCGCUGUCUCGGAAGUUAUCAACGAAAUCAGAAGUCGCUCGAGAUGAUUCGCGAAUUUAUGCACAUACUUCAAAAACAACAUGACCAAAUCGGAGGAAAUCCCGCUGAAACGAUGGAGAAGCUGAAGGAGGAGUGCAUCAAGUUCAACGAGUACAACAAAGGCGCCACGCAGUUGGAUCUAUUGACCGAUUCGAUCUGGCGUCCAAAAGGCCAGCGGUACUCACCGUGGACGAUGAACGAUGAGAAAUUAUUUGACAUUCGUCCAGUAUACCCGAUGGAUGCCUCCCUCCGUGAUGCCUACAAAUUCACGAAGACUUUCGAAGAGACGGGCCGAAGCGCCGUUCGCCGUGGGGCUGCUACGGAAAUGCGACAUUUCGGGAUGCCACUUUUCCGU
This is a messenger RNA of Mesorhabditis spiculigera, 534 nucleotides long. NCBI's taxonomy places the organism in Eukaryota, Metazoa, Nematoda, Chromadorea, Rhabditida, Rhabditidae. The record is from the annotation of a GenBank genome assembly.